Molecule: messenger RNA, 1788 nt
Organism: Cladocopium goreaui
Lineage: Eukaryota; Dinophyceae; Suessiales; Symbiodiniaceae
Source: the annotation of a GenBank genome assembly
AUGGUGAAAAUUCAUGCAGAUUUUACAGUGGAGACCACGCCAACCAAGCCCAUUGAGGGGCAAAAGCCAGGGACUUCGGGAAUCAGGAAGAAGACCAAGGUGUUUAUGGAAGGAACGUACUUGGCGAACUUCGUGCAGAGCGUUUUCAACACCUUGCAGGAAGAGAAUGUCCCCGUGCAGGGCGGAACUUUGGUUGUCUCCGGGGACGGCCGAUUCUGGAACCCAGAGGCGAUCCAAAUUAUCAUCAAGAUGGCCUUCGCAGCGGGUGUGGCGCGCGUCUGGUGUGGCACCAAUGGCCUAUUGUCCACGCCAGCCACUUCGGCCGUGAUCCGUAUGCGCGGUGGCAAGGGCUAUGAACCCUUUGGAGGCUUCAUUUGUUCCGCCUCGCACAAUCCUGGUGGCAUCGACGAUGAUUUUGGCAUUAAGUACAACUGCGAAAAUGGAGGCCCGGCACCUGAGAAGCUGACGAACAAGAUGUUGGAAUGGACCGCCAAGAUCACGGAGCUGAAAAGCUGCAGUAAGCUACCUGAUUUUGAUCUCUCCAAGCCGGAGCUCUAUGAGUUGCCCGGGGGGAAAUUCGUGGAAAUCUUCGAUUGUGUGUCAGAUCACCUGGCCGUGCUGAAGAAUUGCUUUGACUUCGAGGGUAUCAAAAAGCUGAUUGCUCACCCGCAAUUCAGUAUGACCUACGAUUCCAUGUGUGGCGUCCAGGGCCCCUAUGCCCUCCGGGUCUUCGAGAAGGAGCUCGGGGCCCCACCAGGGACCUGCAAAAACGCCACGCCGCUGCCGGACUUCGGGGGGCCCUCCUCGGCCUGGCAUGGCCAUGCGGAUCCAAACCUGACCUAUGCGGUGGAGCUGGUGAAAGAGAUGGGAUUGAACAAGGAGGGUAACAAGGUCGAGACCGGCAAAGCCAUCCCCUGCUUCGGUGCGGCAGCGGACGGGGAUGCAGAUCGCAACAUGAUUUGUGGCGCGCAGUUCUUCGUGUCGCCCAGUGAUUCUCUGGCGAUGAUCGUGGCAAAUGCCGACCUCAUCCCGCAGUUCAAAAGUGGUUUGAAGGGAUGUGCCAGAUCAAUGCCAACCUCAGCUGCAUUGGAUUUGGUGGCCAAAAAGAAAAACAUUCCAUGCUUCGAAGUUCCCACGGGCUGGAAAUUCUUUGGGAAUCUGAUGGACAGUGGCACCAGCUAUUUCCCCGGCAAGGAGACCUACACUCCCUUCAUUUGCGGCGAAGAAUCCUUCGGUACUGGCGCAGACCAUGUGCGCGAAAAGGACGGUAUGUGGGCCGUGAUGGCGUGGCUUCAAAUCUUGGCGAAGAAGACGGAAGCGGCUGGAAAAUUGGUGAGCGUAGAGGAUGUUGCCAAUGCUCACUGGAAGGAGUAUGGUCGCAACUACUAUGCUCGAUACGACUAUGAAGGAGUUGACAAAGCCAAAGCAGAGGAGAUGUUUGCUGCCAUGGAAGCGCAGGUCGGUCAGCUGGUGGGCAAGGAGUUCCAAGGUGGUUUGAAGAUCAAGAUCAACGACAUGUUUGAAUAUGUCGACCCAGUUGAUGGCAGCAUUUCGAAGAAGCAGGGCCUACGCUUCAUUUUUGAAGACAACUCGCGGAUCAUCUUUCGAUUGUCCGGCACUGGUGUGGCAGGUGCGACGGUGCGCUUGUACCUGGAGAAGUACGAGCCACCCACAGGCGACCUCACGCAACACCAAUUCGAAGUCGUUAAACCUUUGGCGGCCAUCGCUUUGGAGCUUUCGAAGCUUUCUAGUUACACGGGACGUGAUGCCCCAACUGUCAUCACCUAA